Molecule: messenger RNA, 1899 nt
Organism: Tinamus guttatus (white-throated tinamou)
Lineage: Eukaryota; Metazoa; Chordata; Aves; Tinamiformes; Tinamidae
Source: RefSeq, a predicted model, not a curated record
AGUUGUGAAGUACCUGAGGAUGGAUAAAGAUUUCCGCUACUACUUCCAGCACCCAUGGUCUCGCUUAGUUGUGGCUUACUUAGUGAUCUUCUUUAACUUCUUAAUAUUUGCUGAAGAUCCAGUAUCACACAGUCAGACGGAAGCCAAUGUUAUUGUUGUUGGUAAUUGUUUCUCAUUUGUAACAAAUAAAUACCCUGAAGGAGGAGGCUGGAGAUUUCUGAAGGUGCUUCUAUGGUUGCUCGCCAUUUUCACGGGACUGAUAGCUGGGAAAUUUCUGUUCCAUCAGCGUCUAUUUGGUCAAUUGCUCCGUCUGAAAAUGUUUCGAGAGGACCAUGGAUCUUGGAUGACAAUGUUCUUCAGUACCAUCCUCUUCCUCUUCAUUUUUUCUCACAUUUAUAAUCUGUGCCUGAUUAUGGCAGGGAAUAUGAGCGCAUACAUAAUAACAGACUUCAUGGGCAUCAGGAAUGAAAAUUUUAUGAAGGUAGCUGCAGUGGGAACCUGGAUGGGAGAUUUUGUCACAGCAUGGAUGGUCACUGAUAUGAUGCUUCAGGACAAACCCUACCCAGACUGGGGAAAGUCUGCCAGAGCUUUCUGGAAGAAAGGAAACGUCAGGAUCAUUUUAUUUUGGACGGUUCUAUUUACCCUGACUUCUGUAGUUGUGCUUGUCAUCACAACUGACUGGAUCAGCUGGGACAAGUUGAAUCGUGGAUUUCUGCCAAGUGAUGAGGUCUCAAGAGCCUUCUUGGCUUCUUUCAUCCUAGUGUUUGACCUUCUCAUUGUCAUGCAGGACUGGGAGUUUCCACACUUUAUGGGUGAUGUUGAAGUGAAUCUCCCGGGUUUGCCAUCUGCACAUAUGCAAUUGAAAGUACCUUACUUCCAAAAAAUCUUCAAAGAAGAGUAUCACAUACAUAUCACUGGCAAAUGGUUUAACUAUGGAAUUAUCUUUCUGGUUUUAAUCUUGGAUCUAAAUAUGUGGAAGAACCAAAUAUUUUACAAACCUCAUGAAUAUGGUCAAUAUAUUGGUCCUGGACAGAAGAUCUACACAGUGAAGGACUCAGAAAGCUUGAAAGAUCUUAACAGGACUAAGUUAUCUUGGGAAUGGAGAUCCAAUAACACAAACCCGUUGACCAACAGGACCUAUGCCGAAGGAGAUAUGUUCUUGCACAGCAGAUACAUAGGCUCUAGUCUUGAUGUCAAAUGCCUGGCUUUUAUUCCAAGUCUGCUGGCUUUUGCAUUGUUUGGUUUCUUCAUCUGGUUCUUUGGGCGAUUUCAGAAAACCGAUCAAGGCAUGGAGAAUUUAGACAAAUCAUACACAAGAAUGAAAAGAAAGUCACCAUCAGAUGUGGGGAUGACACGAGAAAAUACACAAGUGUUAGUAGAAGAACCAUCAAAUUUGCAAGAACCACAUCUAGUAUCCAUAAAAUCAGACUUAAGUGAAAUUGUUUUUAAUUCUUCUCUCCUCACUUCUGAAAACUUGAAUGCACAACUGAAUGAACAAGAUAGCCCUUUGCAGCCAGUACCAGAGCCCUCUGCCCCUAAGAGUAAUCCUGUGACCUAGAGCCUAAUACCCAGGAAAAUCAGUUUAAGUAAGCAGUUAUUAUAAGAAUUCAGUUUUACCUUUUAUAAGUUAAGAUUUACAUAGUGGUUAGAAUAAGAAACUCAACCUAUACCACAAAGGUGCUCAGCAUGCUUUUUUCUAGGGAUUUUGUUUUCUAUUUGUAUUAUAGUACAUGUGCCUACUGUAUAUCUAACAUUCCUUUAUAGAUUGCUUCCCAAAAUUGCACAAGCUAUUUAUUAAUACAUUACCUUAACUGUACAGUAGUGUAUUAGAUGAUUACAUGCAGGUAUAAAAUUCUACCGUGGUGGUGCCUUGAGACAUUAAACUGUUUUUUAACUGAA